This is a messenger RNA of Chelmon rostratus (copperband butterflyfish), 5970 nucleotides long. RefSeq names its product sodium channel protein type 4 subunit alpha-like. Gene Ontology annotation, cellular component: axon; plasma membrane; voltage-gated sodium channel complex. The transcript is spliced from 31 exons. The coding region runs from base 10 to 5970 and encodes 1986 amino acids. Gene Ontology annotation, molecular function: protein binding; voltage-gated sodium channel activity. Gene Ontology annotation, biological process: sodium ion transmembrane transport; neuronal action potential; membrane depolarization during action potential. NCBI's taxonomy places the organism in Eukaryota, Metazoa, Chordata, Actinopteri, Chaetodontiformes, Chaetodontidae. The record is from RefSeq and is a predicted model, not a curated record.
GAUGAGAAGAUGGCUGGCUGUGUGUUUCCAAUGGGACCAGAGAGCUUUCAGCGCUUCACGCCGGACUCCCUGGCGGCCAUCGAGCAGCGCAUCGCCCAGGAGCAGGCCCGACGCAAAAAACAAUACCAGGAGGACCUGGGCGACGUGGUGCUCCCCCGGCCCCGGCCCGACCUGGAGGCAGGAAAACAGCUGCCUCGCAUUUUCGCCGACAUCCCGUCUCAUCUGGUGGGCGUUCCCCUGGAAGACAUCGACCCGUACUACUUCAAAGACCAGAGGACCUUCAUAGUCCUGAACAAAGGGAAGGCCAUCUUCCGUUUCAGUGCCACAUCCGCUCUGUACAUCUUCAGCCCCUUCCACCCCAUCCGAAGAAUCGCCAUCAAGAUCCUGGUCCACUCGUUAUUCAGUUUGUUCAUCAUGUGCACCAUCCUGACCAACUGUUGCUUCAUGGCCAUGUCCGAGCCGGCGUACUGGGCCAAAUACCUGGAGUAUACCUUCACAGGUAUCUAUACGUUCGAGUCUCUCAUAAAGAUCUUGGCGAGGGGCUUCUGUGUGGGGCCCUUCACCUUCCUGAGGGACCCCUGGAACUGGCUGGACUUCAGCGUCAUCGUCAUGGCAUAUGUGACUGAGUUUGUGGACCUGGGUAAUGUGUCAGCCUUAAGGACGUUCAGGGUGCUGCGAGCGCUCAAAACCAUCUCUGUCAUCCCAGGCCUGAAGACCAUCGUCGGCGCUCUGAUCCAGUCGGUGAAGAAGCUUGCCGACGUGAUGAUCCUCACCGUCUUCUGUCUGAGCGUCUUCGCCCUCAUCGGCCUGCAGCUCUUCAUGGGAAACCUGCGGCAGAAAUGCGUCCGCAGCACGGCGCACUGCGUCAACAGCAGCCUGCCGGCCAACGCCUCCUUCUACUGCAACAACAAGACCUGGACCUCCCUGAAGGACUUCAUCAACGACGAGGACAACUUCUACAAGGUGGAGGGAGCCAAGGAUGCCUUAAUCUGUGGGAACGGCAGCGACGCAGGAAAGUGCCCAGACGGGUUUGACUGUCUGAAGGCAGGAAGGAACCCCAACUACGGCUACACCAGCUUCGACACCUUUGGGUGGGCCUUUCUGUCCCUGUUUCGCCUGAUGACACAAGACUACUGGGAAAAUCUCUACCACCAGACGCUGCGCUCCGCCGGCAAGACCUACAUGGUGUUUUUUGUGGUGGUGAUCUUCCUGGGCUCCUUCUACCUGGUCAACCUCAUCCUGGCCGUGGUCGCCAUGGCGUACGAGGAGCAGAACCAGGCCACCAUCGCUGAGGCCUGCCAGAAGGAACGAGAGUUCCAGGUGGCCAUGGAGAGGCUGAAGAAGGAGCAACAGAAAGCUCUCGACUCGGACUCGAUGAUGUCGCCAGAACUCUCGCCAUUUUGCCUGCCAUUGGACAGCAUAGAGGAGCGGAGGCGGAGUCAAGCACUGGUGGGAGUGGCUGAUGUGGAGGCCAACCUGUCGGAGGAAAAGCUGCUGCAGGUGGACAUGACGGACGGAGGAAAGCCCCUCCACCCCCUCCUCGCUCGCUCCUUCUCCACGAGGACACGGCGAAGCAGUCAGGUGUCCUCCAUCUUCAACUUCCGCCUGAGGAGCCGGGGGUCGGAGGGAGAGAUGGCAGACGACGAGUACAGCGUCCCAGGUGACGUGCUGGAGGGCGUCGGGGGUCGAACCUACAGCGGUGGGACUUUCAGCGGCAUCCUGCCCCACCCGUGGCCCAAACGACGGCCAAGCACCUACAGCACUGCCAGCAGGAGCUCCCAGGUAUUUUAUCCAACUCUAAACAUCAAUGGGAAGCUGUUUGUUGCCAUGGACCAGAACGGGGUUUCCCCACCACCGCUGCAGGGGCAGCUGCCUGCAUGUACCAUGGAGAAGGUCAAGGAGGAGAGUGUCCCCACGUCCACCACGGAGCUCAGCACGAUGCUGCUACCUCGCCCCUCGUCCACACAAGGCUCCGAGCGGAGGGGGAGGGCGCUCAGCGCUGCCAGCUACCUGACUGACGCCAUGGAAGAGCUGGAGGAGGCCCAUAAGAAGUGCCACCCCUGCUGGUACGUCUUCGCCCACCGCUACCUGGUGUGGGAGUGCUGUCCCUGCUGGCUGAGGGUGAAGCAGCUGGUGAAGAUCAUGGUGAUGGACCCCUUCCUGGACCUGGCCAUCACCAUCUGCAUCGUCCUCAACACGCUCUUCAUGGCCAUGGAGCACUACCCCAUGACCGACGAGUUCAACGGCAUGCUGAGCAUCGGAAACCUGGUGUUCUCGGGGAUCUUCACGGCAGAGAUGGUGUUGAAGAUCAUCGCUCUGGAUCCGUACUACUACUUCCAGACGGGCUGGAACAUCUUCGACAGCAUCAUCGUCUGCCUCAGCCUCAUGGAGCUCGGCCUGUCCGACGUGGAGGGGCUGAGCGUGCUGCGCUCCUUCAGACUGCUUCGCGUGUUCAAGCUCGCUCGCUCGUGGCCGACCCUCAACACCCUCAUCAAGAUCAUUGGUAACUCCAUGGGCGCUCUGGGCAACCUGACGCUCGUCCUCGCCAUCAUUGUCUUCAUCUUCGCCGUGGUCGGCAUGCAGCUGUUUGGAAAAAACUACCAGGACUGUGUGUGUAAGAUCUCGAAGGACUGCGCUCUUCCUCGCUGGCACAUGAAGGACUUCUUCCACUCCUUCCUCAUCGUCUUCAGGGUGCUGUGUGGCGAGUGGAUAGAGACCAUGUGGGACUGCAUGGAGGUCGCCGGUCAGCCGCUCUGCAUCCUCGUCUUCAUGCUGGUCAUGGUCAUCGGAAACCUGGUGCUGUUGAACCUCUUCCUGGCUCUGCUCCUCAGCAGCUUCAGCUCUGACAACCUGUCGGCGCCGGACGACGACGGCGAGAUGAACAACCUGCACAUCGCCAUCCACAGGAUCACCAGAGGCCUGGCCUGGUGCCGCAGACAGGUCGUGGAUUUCUUCAACGGGAACCUGAAGCGUCGUCGUCAGAAGCGAAAAGAGGCAAAAGCCAUGAUGAAGCUCAAACGCCUGAGUACCAUCCACACUGAGGCCAACGGAGCUGUCAUAGGCCGUCACGUGGAGAAGUACGUGGUGCCAGAGGACGACAGCUACAUGACAAACCCCAACCUGACCAUCAGCGUCCCCAUCGCCCCCGGGGAGUCGGAUGUGGAGUUCCCAGAGGAGGAGGAGGAGGAGGAGGAGGGGGAGGAUGAACAGAGCGAGGCCUCCGAGGAAGAGGAGGAGAGGGAGGAGAAAGACGACAUCAGCCUAUCAGAGGGCAGCACGGUGGACCUGAGGAAGCCCGGGGAGGAAGAGGAUGAGUAUUCAGAGAUGGCUGAAGAGGCCAUGGACCCCGACAACUGCUUCCCGGACAUGUGCGUUGCCAGGUUUCAGUGCUGCGACAUUGACACGACGGCCGGUCUCGGUCAGAUCUGGUGGAGAACGAGGAAGACCUGCUACCAGAUCGUGGAGCACAGCUGGUUCGAGUCCUUCAUCAUCUUCAUGAUCCUCCUCAGCUCGGGAGCGCUGGCCUUUGAGGACAUCUACAUCGAGCAGAGGAAGGUGGUCAAGGUGGUGCUGGAGUACGCAGACAAGAUCUUCACCUACAUCUUCAUCCUGGAGAUGCUGCUCAAGUGGCUCGCCUACGGCUUCAAGAAGUACUUUACCAACUACUGGUGCUGGCUCGACUUCCUCAUCGUUGAUGUCUCAUUGGUCAGUUUGGUGGCCAACACGUUGGGUUAUUCAGACUUCGCAGCCAUCAAGUCCCUGCGGACGCUGCGAGCCCUGCGGCCCCUCAGAGCCCUCUCCAGAUUUGAAGGCAUGAGGGUGGUGGUGAACGCUCUGAUUGGGGCGAUUCCCUCCAUCAUGAACGUGCUGCUGGUGUGCCUCAUCUUCUGGCUCAUCUUCAGCAUCAUGGGCGUCAACCUGUUCGCCGGGAAGUUCGGCCGCUGCGUCAACCGCACCGGCCACAUCUACGAGGCCGCCUUCAUCAACAACAAGUCGGAGUGCGAGGCGCUCAACGACACCUCGCUGUUCUACUGGACCAAAGUCAAGGUCAACUUUGACAACGUGGGGGCUGGAUACCUGGCUCUGCUGCAAGUGGCAACCUUCAAAGGCUGGAUGGAGAUCAUGUACGCAGCGGUGGAUUCACGAGCUGUCGAGGAGCAGCCAAUCAAAGAGAUCAAUCUGUACAUGUACCUGUACUUCGUCAUCUUCAUCAUCUUCGGCUCCUUCUUCACCCUCAAUCUCUUCAUCGGUGUCAUCAUCGAUAACUUCAACCAGCAGAAGCGAAAGUUAGGAGGACAGGACAUCUUCAUGACAGAGGAGCAGAAGAAGUACUACAAUGCCAUGAAGAAACUGGGCUCCAAGAAACCUCAGAAGCCCAUCCCGAGACCAAUGAACUCGCUGCAGGGCUUCUUCUUCGACCUGGCUGGGAAGCAGGCGUUUGACAUCAUCAUCAUGGUGCUGAUCCUCUUCAACAUGAUCACCAUGAUGGUGGAGACGGACGAGCAGUCGCCUCAGAUGGAGUACAUCCUGAACAACAUCAACCUGGCCUUCAUCAUCGUCUUCACCAUCGAGUGCCUCAUCAAGAUCGUGGCGCUGCGGUACUACUUCUUCACUGUUGGCUGGAACAUCUUCGACUUCGUGGUGGUCAUUCUGUCCAUCGUUGGCAUCGUGCUUGCUGACAUCAUCGAGAAGUACUUUGUGUCGCCAACACUGUUCCGAGUCAUUCGAUUGGCUCGUAUCGGACGGAUUCUGCGUCUCAUCAGAGGCGCUAAGGGCAUCCGGACGUUACUGUUCGCCCUCAUGAUGUCUCUUCCUGCUCUCUUCAACAUUGGGCUCCUCCUGUUCCUGGUCAUGUUCAUCUACGCCAUCUUCGGUAUGGCCAACUUCGCCUACGUGAAACGGCAGGCGGGGAUCGACGACAUGUUUAACUUUGAGACAUUUGGCAACAGCAUGAUCUGCUUGUUCCAGAUCACCACCUCGGCAGGCUGGGACAGCCUGCUCAGCCCAAUCCUCAACAACUCGCCCGAGGAGUGCAACCCCAACAUCCCCCACACCGGCACCACGGUCCGGGGGAACUGUGGAAAUCCGUCAGUUGGCAUCACCUUCUUCGUCACCUACAUCAUCAUCUCCUUCCUCAUUGUGGUGAACAUGUACAUAGCUAUCAUCCUGGAGAACUUCAGCGUGGCCACGGAGGAGAGCACCGAGCCGCUGAGUGAGGACGACUUCGAGAUGUUCUACGAGGUUUGGGAGAAGUUUGACCCAGAGGCAACGCAGUUCAUUGAAUAUGCCAAGCUGUCAGACUUUGCUGACUCACUGUCAGAACCGCUGCGCAUCGGCAAACCUAACAAGAUCAAACUGAUCUCCAUGGAUUUGCCCAUGGUCAGUGGGGACAAGAUCCACUGCCUGGACAUCCUCUUUGCCUUCACAAAGCGCGUUCUGGGCGAGUCAGGUGAGAUGGAUGCUCUGAAGCAGCAGAUGGAGGAGAAGUUCAUGAUGGCCAACCCAUCCAAGAUCUCCUAUGAGCCGAUCACGACGACUCUGAGGCGAAAACAGGAAGAGGUCUCUGCCACAGUGAUCCAGAGGUGCUACCGCAGACACCUGGUGAGGCGGCAGAUGAAGGCCGCCUCCUACUUGUACCGCCAGAUCACCACACCUCGACAUGCAGGAAGUGAAGGUGAUGAUGGUGGUGAGGUGGCGUUCGGUGAGGAUGCACCUGAGAAAGAAGGGCUGAUCGCCGCCAUGAUGAGGGAAAACUAUGGUUCAAGUUUGCUAGGGAUGGAGCGCUCCGAGACAAUUUCCUCCACCUCAUCCCCGCCGUCCUACGACAGCGUGACGCGAGCCACAUCAGAGAUCUUUCACCCGCUCGCUGUCAAGACAGAAACAAUCACCGUCGACACCGCAGGCAGCGAGCCGAGCGAACAGUCGCCGUCAGUGGUUGAGCCUGACAGACAGCAGGAAACGGUACCAUAG